Babesia bovis T2Bo is the source of this 1380-nucleotide messenger RNA. Its product is annotated as Translocation protein Sec62 family protein. Bases 130 to 1272 code for a protein of 380 amino acids. Gene Ontology annotation, cellular component: endoplasmic reticulum; endoplasmic reticulum membrane. Gene Ontology annotation, biological process: post-translational protein targeting to membrane, translocation. NCBI's taxonomy places the organism in Eukaryota, Apicomplexa, Aconoidasida, Piroplasmida, Babesiidae. The record is from RefSeq and is a predicted model, not a curated record. The transcript has 12 exons.
ACUAAUUCAAUCUUCUGUAUCCCUUUUCAUUGCGUAUCCACUCGUCCUCUUUAGGAGAUUCCAAUUAUUUUCCAUUAAUGUUUUGUACUGUAUGGGAUAUAUCUGCGUUAAUGUAAAUUGUAUAUCAAGAUGGCCUCCAAGAAUGAGGAUACAUUGCGAAAGGAGACGGUGGCUUUAAUGGAAGCUCUGCUUAACGGAGGAAUCAAGGUAAAAUCUGCUGCUGAGGUUGGCAAGCGUGCUGUUGAAUAUACUCGUGGUGACGAAAUUUCCAAAUGGAUUGAAGCCAAUAAAGAGACGGUGUUUAAGCUGUGCCCAAAUAUCUUGCGCGACUUAGAUAUCACUCAUGAUGACAAUGUGCUCGACAUCUGCAAUGUUUUGAUCGAGGCUGGAUUUAUCUACCGAGCUCAGUAUCAACCGAUAGAGGGUACUAUAGAGAAGACAUCAUCGGGUUCAUUCCGCCGCCCAAUGUGGCCGAAGCGGUUGAUCAAAACAGCGAAGCAAGAAUUUAAUCCUGUUGGGUUUUACAUCAUUUCAUACGAAGGCAACCAGCGUUGGAACUAUUUGAUGUUGACUGCCAUGAUUGUUGGCAUUUUUUCAAUCUGUAUGUUCCAAGCAUGGCCCCUUGCUCUGAAGCUUGCUGUUUGGUAUGCUUCUGUAGUGUUGUUAUCGAUUCUGUUUACACUGAUUAUUUUGCGUCUGAUCCUCUUUUUGUUAUUCUGGUUCUUCGGAUACGACUUUUGGCUAUUCCCCAACCUUUUUGAUGAGGAUUUGGGCGUGAUUGAUUCUUUCAAGCCUCUACACAGCAUUUGCUAUCGCAACGACGCGACCUAUAUGUUAUGCUGCCGUGUAUUGUGUUCUAUUGUGCUAGCAGCCUCUAUCAACGAGUUGAGGAAGACUCAUGAUCUUAAGGAUGUUGGUGACUUUGCAAAGCAAUCUUUUAUGGAUAUUAUUGAAUGGGGUCAUAAUAAGUUGACUGCUGUUCCUGAAGAGCCAUCCUUAUACAAAUCCAUUGGCAUGGAUUUAGAGACCGAAUUCAACUCAACGGAACGCACUGAGGAGGCCGGAGAAGACAAUUUGGAUGAUGAUGACUACAAGUGCCUAUUGGCAUGCGGGUAUAAAUCGCUUCACCAGUUGAUGAAAGAGUGUAUGCUCAGCUGUGAAUGUAUGAGAGAGCUUCUUGAAAAACCAUGUUUAGCUGGGUGCCCCGAGGAGACUAUACGUGUAUUGACGGAAUCCAAGACAGACAUUUGCCGAAAAACGCGCAAAGGUUGAUUGAUGCAUCAUAAGUGUCGUAAAAUUGUGCGACUUUUGUGUGUACGGCUCACGCGUUGUGAGCUUGCGCGAUCAUCCCGCCGUAAUACCUCGCUGGUGGCACAUAAA